UUUUCUCAACUUUUUUCCAAAACGUUGACGAUAUAAGAAUGUUUUGUUUCGUCAACGUUUUUUUCAACAACUAUUUUUAUAAUUUUUUUAUUGCUAUUAUUAUUAUUAUUAUUGUCGAAAGUGUAAUGGCGUUUGCGCGCGUUUUAGGAAUGUUGUACAGAUUGUGAAAAUAGAGGGGAUGGUUGCUUAUAUAUACAAAAGUACAGGUGUGAGUCUUGAUACUAGUAGUGAUCUGCUGCUGCUGCGUCAAGAUUCAUCACAGCAGUUAAUUUAGUUGUAUUAAAGAUUAUCUACUUAUAUAUUUUGGAAAUGAUGCUAAACAUUAUUGUUAUUAUACAUCAUUUUCUUUAAAAACAUUGUAAUUAGCAGUGAAAAAAAUCAUAUACUUUCAAGUGUAUGCUAAAGUGUAUGUGUAGAAAAGUUGACAUGAAAGCCAUGGUAAUAAACUCAUCAGCUGGAGGUCGAAUUCCACCUUCAGCAAGAGGUGUUUUGCCCAAUAGUCUUGAAAUAAAUAAUGGAACUCGGCGAGAUCUCGAAGCAGAACAAGUUGCAGCAUACUUAACAAAAUUACAGUCUCUUGUUGCUCCUGAUUUGCCAAAAAGACGAAAACUCUCAAAAUUACAAGUUAUUCAGCGAGUUAUUGAAUACAUUUGUAUUUUGCAAUCAACAUUAGAAGAAAAUAGUAAUGUGCACAAGCAAGACUGUCAUCUUCACUCCAUUAUGGAUCAGUGAAAAUUUGUGGUGCAGAAUGACAACAAACAUUUUGUUGUAAAUCUAAAGUGUCUGAUGUUUUUCAUUUUUGCAUUUAGAUUAUAUAUAUUGAAAAAGAAACACUAAUGAAGCUUUUGUGAUAUUUUUUUUAAUAAACUUUUAGUUUAUUGACUUUGAAAAAUGUAUAUGUUGGCAUUGCGUUUUGAUAUUAAAUAUUAUUGAUAUUAUUAAUAUCAAUAUUGUUUCUGUGUGAAACAUGAUAAAAAAUUGAUUUUUAUAAAAUUAUUCUUUAAUUCAGUUGAUAAAAAACAAUAAUGUAUUGGACAUUAAAUCAUAUUAAUUGUAUAUAAAUUUAUAUAUACUUGAAAUUGUGAAAAAAAAUUUUUUGUUAUAAUUGUUUUUUAUAUUUUAAAAAGAAUUUUACAUUGUACAUAUUGCUCUCUCUCUCUCUCUCUCCUUCUCUCUAGAUGAAUAAAAAUAUAUCUUAAAAUAAUUGUUGUCUAUCAUCUAUAGAAAAGAUUUUUUUUUCAAUUCCUUUCUUUAAUAUUUCACACAACAAUUGUUGUAUGUAGAAAAGUGAUAAAUUAUCAAGUACCCUAGUACUUCAAAAUUAUUCGCACGUACUAUAUUUUAUCUACUAUUUAAUAUAUUUUAGAAUACCUUCAUUCUAUACAUUUAAGCAACAAUUUUAUAUUUAACCAUGUAUUAAAUUUUGUAUUUGUAAAAAUAUAAACACCAAAUAUUGAUCCAAUGCGCAAUUGAAAUGAAUCAAAGGAUUUUUUGUAUGUAUAUGUGUUAUAGAACCCAUCGAGGUUAUGAAAAUUUUUUCUUUAUCAAUACUUUUAAAAAUACUUACAUUACGUUUAUUUUAGUUUAUAUAUGUAUAUAUUU
This is a messenger RNA of Leptopilina heterotoma, 1602 nucleotides long. It is a transcript of the gene emc, whose product is annotated as protein extra-macrochaetae. Gene Ontology annotation, cellular component: nucleus; cytoplasm. The record is from RefSeq and is a predicted model, not a curated record. Gene Ontology annotation, biological process: negative regulation of transcription by RNA polymerase II; cell differentiation; circadian regulation of gene expression. The transcript has a single exon. NCBI's taxonomy places the organism in Eukaryota, Metazoa, Arthropoda, Insecta, Hymenoptera, Figitidae. Gene Ontology annotation, molecular function: transcription regulator activity; protein dimerization activity. The coding region runs from base 397 to 732 and encodes 111 amino acids.